AUGGCAUCGCUACCAGAUACGUGUAAAAGAAUUAUCGCUGUGGUAGGCGGAUCAGGCAACAUCGGCAGGCAUGUUGUCGCCGCCAUAAAUGAAAGCACCGAGUUCCGGCCCCGAGUCACAUCCCGAGACCCCACCUCGGGGAAAGCCCGUGAGCUUGCCGACAGUGGCAUUGAAGUCGUCAAGGCCGAUUCGUGGAAUCCUCAAGAGCUUGAUGCUGCGUUCAAGGGAUGCUGGGGUCUAUUUGUCAACACCAACUCGGAUGACUUUAACUUUAAGAACGAGAUCGGACCGCCAGAGUCGGAGCAGGGCCGCAUAAUCAUUGACGCUGCUAUUCGUCAGGGUGUCGAGCAUUUCGUUUUUCAGAAUUUGCCACCCGCCUCCAAGCUCACCAACGGCGAGGUCCCUAUCCUCUCUUUUGACAACAAGCAAGUCAUAUCUGAGUACGCAAGGACCGCUGGCUUCAAGACUACCACCGAUGUCAACUUGGGCUGGGUCAUGGAGGUCUUCUGGCUAUCUACCUACAUUGAUGCCUUCGGCGGGCUCGCACGGAGAAAGGACGAAGAAGGCUUUCUAUCUCUCAAGGUUCCUCUCAUGGGCAACGACCCAGAGGUGGUGCCCUGGACUGCCGUAGAACAUGACUAUGGCGAUGCUGUUCUUGGUGUCUUUGUCGAUCCCGAGCCCUGGAAUGGCAAGACGGUCUGGGCUGUUUCUCACCCUUGUGGCUUUAAGGAAGUUGUUGACUCCUACAACAGGGUCAGCGGUACCAAGCUUGCCCGCCGGGUAGUUCCUGAAGGUACUCUCAAGACCAAGACCCCAGGAAAGACGAAGGAGGUCAAUGGCCUUUUCGGCUUUUGUCACUAUGUGAAGGGUAAUUUUUGCGGAGGAAAGCCUGUAGACUUAACAGAUAUGAAAACACUUAAGGCUAUUGGCGCAAAGGCCCGAGGCCGCCAUGGCAAGGAUGCAGAGCUACAGUCGAUUGAGGAAUUUUGGGCAAUGACUAUUCCCCGGAACCAGGACCUUCAAGAGUCUCAAACAAAACUAUAA
Molecule: messenger RNA, 1044 nt
Organism: Fusarium oxysporum Fo47
Lineage: Eukaryota; Fungi; Ascomycota; Sordariomycetes; Hypocreales; Nectriaceae
Exons: 1
Coding region: 1-1044 (347 amino acids)
Source: RefSeq, a predicted model, not a curated record